GAAAAUCAAAGGGAACUUUUCAGUGAAUCGAUCAUAGUUGAGGUAUUGCUAAAACCCCUUUUAACCACACAUUAUAAAUUUCAUGGGGACGAGAAUUUAAACACAACUUGUUGAGUAAACUCAGAUGAUUUCGUCUCAUGGUCGUUUCUUCGAUACCCAAAUUCUUCCCUCGACCUAUUGCGAUUCCUCUCUCGUUUCCUCCUCCCCUUUAUCUCAAAUGGGUCUCCACCUUCUCCACAAUCGAAUCUUCUCCACGCCCUCUCCAGAAUCUUUCCUCAUUCCUCAAUGGCAGACCCUCAAGCAGCUCCUUGGAUUGCGAGCUCUCCGUGGUCUCAGCCUUGAAGUACUGCGCCUCCAGUUCAGCCAUUUCUUCAGGGCAACAAAUCCAUGCCAUCGUUCUCAAAUAUGGGUUUAAUUCGAAUACUUUCAUCCUUAAUAGCUUGAUCAAUAUGUAUGUUAAAUGUGGACUUCUUUCCAGUGCCAGAUUGCUGUUUGAUUCGUGUUCUGUCUUGGAUUCUGUUUCUUGUAACAUUAUGAUGUCUGGGUAUGUAAAACUUCGCCAAUUGGAGAACGCACGCCAGUUGUUCGCCAAAAUGCCUGAAAGAGGCUGCGUCUCUUACACCACUAUGAUUUUGGGUUUGGCACAGAAUGAUUGUUGGGGAGAAGCAAUUGAGGUUUUUAAGGAUAUGAGGUCUGCAGGUGUAGCCCCAAAUGAAGUGACAAUGGCAAGUGUUAUGUCAGCAUGUUCACAUAUUGGUGGUAUUUGGAAUUGCCGGAUGCUCCAUGCACUGGUAAUAAAGUUACAUUUUUUUGGUCUUGUUCUUAUUUCGACAAAUUUGUUGCACAUGUAUUGUGUUUUUUCAAGUUUAAAGGAUACUAAGAGAUUAUUCAAUGAGAUGCCAGUGCGUAAUACUGUUUCAUGGAAUGUGAUGUUAAAAGGGUAUGUAAAAUCAGGUCUUGUUGAUCAAGCAAGAGAGUUGUUUGAGAGGAUUCCAGAAAGAGAUGUAUUUUCUUGGGCUAUAAUGAUUGAUGGGUUUGUGCAAAUGAAACGGUUAAGGAAAGCUUUGUUAUUGUAUUCUGCAAUGAGAAAAAGUGAUUUGCAUCCCAAUGAAGUGUUGAUCGUUGAUUUGCUUUCUGCUUGUGGGCAAUCAGUUUCAAUUGAGGAAGGCAGGCAGUUCCAUUCUUUGAUAGUUAAAAAUGGUUUUGUUUGUUUUGAUUUCAUACAAGCAACUAUUAUUAGUUUCUAUGCAGCUUGUAGAAGGAUUGAUCUUGCUUAUUUGCAAUAUCAGAUGAGUGAUAAGAGUCAUCUCACGUCUUCAAAUGUCAUGAUUGUGGGCUUCACAAAGAACGGAAUGAUUGAUCAAGCAAGACAAAUAUUUGAUAUGAUGCCUGAAAAAGAUGUUUUUUCGUGGAGCACCAUGAUUUCUGGUUAUGCACAAAAUGAGUUGCCUGAUGUGGCUUUAGACCUUUUCCAUGGAAUGAUUGAUAGUAAAGUCGAGCCUAACGAGAUCACCAUGGUUAGUGUUUUCUCUGCGAUUGCAGCUUUAGGUAAACUACCAGAAGGAAGAUGGGCCCAUGAGUAUGUUUGCAACAAAGUCAUUCCUCUUAAUGAUAAUUUGAGUGCUGCAAUCAUUGACAUGUAUGCCAAAUGUGGAAGUAUCGACACUGCCUUAGAUGUGUUCCGUCAGAUCAAAGACAAGACCUCUACGGUCUCGCCAUGGAAUGCCAUCAUAUGUGGAUUGGCGAUGCAUGGGCAUGCAAAUCUAUCUCUUGAAAUAUUUUCCAACUUGCAAAGACGGAGUAUCAAGCUCAAUUCGAUUACAUUUCUCGGGGUUCUCAGUGCUUGUUGCCAUGCUGGAUUAGUCGAGGUCGGGGAGAGAUAUUUCUGGAGCAUGAAGACUCAACAUGGUGUAGAACCAAACAUUAAGCAUUAUGGAUGUCUAGUGGAUCUGUUAGGCAGGGUUGGGCGAUUAAGGGAAGCAGAGGAAAUUGUAAGAACCAUGCCAAUGAAGGCAGAUGUUGUCAUAUGGGGCACAUUAUUGGCCUCAAGUAGAACACACGGGGAAGUCGAAAUAGGUGAAAGAGCUGCAGAGAAUUUGGCUAGAUUGCAACCGUCUCACGGGCCAGGUCGUGUCCUCCUAUCUAACUUAUACGCUGAUGCAGGGUUGUGGGAAGAUGCAGCCUUGGUUAGAAGAGCAAUACAAAGUCAAAGGAUGAUAAGAUCGCCUGGGUACAGUGGUGUUGUAUGAAGAGUUAUAUAGAAGGAAAACCAUAUGGAAAAUUUUGGUCAUUUAACUCUUUUUAAGUUAUAAUGCAUUUGUUUAUAACACCUAUCUCUUUGCAUUUACAUUCAAAAUAUAACUGAAUUUAUUUUCUGUGAUAAUUUUCAGCUUUUAUCAAUUCUUCUGCAA
Messenger RNA from Cucumis sativus (cucumber), 2411 nucleotides. RefSeq names its product pentatricopeptide repeat-containing protein At5g19020, mitochondrial. Gene Ontology annotation, molecular function: RNA binding; protein binding. NCBI's taxonomy places the organism in Eukaryota, Viridiplantae, Streptophyta, Magnoliopsida, Cucurbitales, Cucurbitaceae. The record is from RefSeq and is a predicted model, not a curated record. Gene Ontology annotation, biological process: RNA modification. The coding region runs from base 138 to 2249 and encodes 703 amino acids. The transcript has a single exon.